This is a messenger RNA of Dentiscutata heterogama, 444 nucleotides long. NCBI's taxonomy places the organism in Eukaryota, Fungi, Glomeromycota, Glomeromycetes, Diversisporales, Gigasporaceae. The record is from the annotation of a GenBank genome assembly.
AUGGCAUUAUCGAAAUACAAAUUCAUAGCAUUUAUAAUCUGCGAAUCUUUUAAAGCGAAUGACAGAAAUAAGGUUAACAUUGUUCAACAGGAAAGCCAAUUAAGUACUCGUAUGAGAAAGUUUACUCAAAAAAAUUAUCUGAACGACCCAAAGAAAUUUAAGGCUUUUUGUGGAAAGAAUAAUGGUAAAACUGACCGAAGCAAUAAUAUGAGCAGCUUGAAGCAUGUCGUUCAUAAGGUUAACUUUGUUCAACAGGAAAGCAAGGCUCUUUAUAUAAAGAAAAUAGAUAAAAAUAUUGUUAACGCUAAAGAAUUUAGUCAUAAUUUACGUUUGGAACAUAAAUGUCUAGUUAAUGAAGUCAAAGAAUAUGAAAAAAAUGCUGAAAUUUUCAACGUUGCAUCAGAAAAUAGGCCGUAUAAUCUAAAAAUUUCUGAUAAGUGCUGA